AUGGCAGUGUCGGCUCUGAAUAUGACACCCUACUUUGCUGGAUAUCCCUUUCAAGGACAGGGACGUGUCAAUCAACUUGGCGGCGUCUUCAUUAACGGCCGUCCUCUGCCGAAUCACAUUCGUCGCCAGAUCGUGGAAAUGGCUGCCGCUGGCGUCCGGCCCUGCGUCAUUUCGCGCCAGUUACGUGUUUCCCAUGGCUGUGUAUCCAAGAUUCUGAAUCGCUUCCAGGAGACCGGCUCCAUUCGUCCCGGCGUUAUUGGCGGCAGCAAGCCACGAGUGGCCACUCCCGACAUUGAGGCGCGGAUUGAGGAGCUCAAGCAGUCACAGCCGGGCAUCUUCAGCUGGGAAAUACGUGCCAAGCUCAUUGAGGCAGGUGUGUGCGACAAACAGAAUGCACCCUCAGUGAGCUCCAUCAGCCGUCUGCUACGCGGCGGCGGCGCUUCUACAGCCACCAAUGGCCACAGCAUCGAUGGCAUCCUGGGCGGAGCGGCCUCAGCUUCAGCGGGCAGCGAGGACGAGAGCGAGGACGACACUGAACCGAGUGUACAAUUGAAACGCAAGCAGAGACGCUCGCGCACCACCUUCUCCAACGAUCAGAUCGAUGCGCUGGAGCGCAUUUUCGCCCGCACCCAGUAUCCGGAUGUAUACACUCGCGAAGAGCUGGCCCAGAGCACAGGUCUAACGGAGGCGCGUGUCCAGGUGUGGUUCUCCAACAGACGAGCACGUCUACGCAAGCAACUGAACACACAGCAGGUGCCCAGCUUUGGCAGCAGCGCAUCCAGCGGAUUUGGAGCCCCCACUCAGUACAACAGCAGCGCUGCGGUCACCUCAGCCGGCAAUAUGGGUCUAUACGGUGCUGCUUCAGCUUGGCCAGCGACCACUCCGGCAGCUCCGUAUGAGCCACAUGCUGGCUUUUCGGGAUCUGUGGCCUCCAUGUCGCCUGCUAGCAGCAGCAGCAGCUCCGCCUCGCACAGCCCUGUCCAGCAUGGCAGCGCAGUAUCUGCGACGACAUCAGCGCAGAAUGCCGGCGUGGGAAGCUUCAUUAGCCCAUCGGCUUAUGGGAUGGGAGCCAGCAAUGCGGGAUACACCAGCUCCACAUCAGCCGCCUACUCCAUGCCGCCCACUUCCAGCUUUGCCAGUGCUGCCGCCACCUCUGCUGAGCAACUUCGUUCCCAGUUCGCAAAUGCCGCCGCAUCGGGCUCGCAUCAUCCCUCCUCAUGGGACAGCUACAACUUUGCCGGGUCCUUCUUUCCAGGCGCCAGCGGCAACCACAUGAGUGGCUAUCAUCAGUCGAUGGCCGACCAAAAGACCACCGCCGCCCCAGCCUACCCCUACUUCGGUUUUUAG
Scaptodrosophila lebanonensis is the source of this 1347-nucleotide messenger RNA. RefSeq names its product protein gooseberry (gene gsb). Gene Ontology annotation, biological process: anatomical structure development; regulation of transcription by RNA polymerase II. The record is from RefSeq and is a predicted model, not a curated record. Bases 1 to 1347 code for a protein of 448 amino acids. The transcript has 2 exons. Lineage: Eukaryota; Metazoa; Arthropoda; Insecta; Diptera; Drosophilidae. Gene Ontology annotation, molecular function: DNA-binding transcription factor activity, RNA polymerase II-specific; RNA polymerase II cis-regulatory region sequence-specific DNA binding.